Rhipicephalus sanguineus (brown dog tick) is the source of this 4058-nucleotide messenger RNA. Its product is annotated as flavin-containing monooxygenase 5. The coding region runs from base 311 to 1930 and encodes 539 amino acids. Gene Ontology annotation, molecular function: N,N-dimethylaniline monooxygenase activity; flavin adenine dinucleotide binding; NADP binding. The record is from RefSeq and is a predicted model, not a curated record. NCBI's taxonomy places the organism in Eukaryota, Metazoa, Arthropoda, Arachnida, Ixodida, Ixodidae. The transcript has 7 exons.
CAGCCUUGUGUCGCUCAGACAUACGGCUGUGAAGCUGACGGAGAGACCGAGCUGCACGCUAAUCAAGGGCACCAUCAGGUUCCAGACGGUGAAUCAACGUACGCGGUGUUUAUCUACCACGUGCGCAUCCGGAUCGUCAUCUUGCGCGCCAUUACCUAAAGCGCAAGUGCAAUCGUCGUGCGCAGCGCCCUCCCAUCAGCUACUAUAACAAGACGCGUCGGAAACCAACAAGUGGGAUUUGCGGCCUAAUGCUUGUCGCCUUAACAAGACUGUUGUCGCAUUCUAGAAACGCCGGUUUUGGUAUCAGACGAUGCCGAAGAAAAAUAUCUGCGUAGUGGGCGCCGGACCCAGCGGUCUGGCUUGCGCUCGCCAGAUGCUCGACUACGGUUUCGACGUGGUGCUGUACGAGCGGUCCGCAGAGUUGGGAGGCCUCUGGGCGUACCACGACGAUGACGUCGAGGGACGGGCCUCGGUUAUGCGCACUACCAUCAUCAACACCAGCAAGGAGAUGAGCGCUUUCAGUGACUUCCCUCCACCCAAGGACCUCCCCAACUAUAUGCACAACACGAAGAUGCUGGGCUACUUCCGGAGCUACGCCGACCACUUCGGCAUCACCAAGCACGUGAAGACAGGGCACGACGUGGUGCAGGUGACGCCAGCUGCCGACUACGAGAAGACGGGCCGCUGGGACGUGAUCGUCAGAGACCUGGAGACGAGCACCGACCGCACGGAGACGUUCGACGCCGUGGCCGUGUGCGUAGGCCAUCACGUGUAUCCGAACGUGCCGCACUUCAAGGGGCAGGAGAAGUUCCGUGGCCAAAUAGUGCACUCGCACAGCCUGAAGAACGCCGACAGCUUCCGGGACCGACGGGUGGCCGUUGUCGGCAUCGGCAAUUCUGGGGUCGACGCCGUCGCCGACGUCAGUCACGUGGCACUUGAGACCUAUCUGUCCACGAGAAGAGGAGCUUGGGUGUCCCGGCGAGUCGGCCCCAACGGCGCGCCCAUCGACAUGUUCCUUAAGACGCGACUCAAGACCUACCUGAUGAGCUUGUUACCAGACUCACUGGCCAACGACUACGUGGAAAGCAUCUUGAACGAUUCCUUCGACCACGAGGCGUACGGACUAAAACCUGAGCACCGCUACAAUGCGCAGCACCCGACUAUCAACGACGCUUUACCAAACCUCAUACUCAGCGGGAAGGUUCGCGUAAAGAAGAACAUCGCCGAGUUCACCGAAGACGGAGUGAUCUUCGAAGGUGACGACAAAGAAACCCCAUUGGAUGACGUUAUCUUGGCCACGGGAUACAAGAUCAAGUUUCCUUUCUUGCCGAAGGAAGUUGUGUCCGUAGAAGAAAACGAAGUGCAGCUUUACAAGCAUGUCUUCCCGCCUCAGUUGAGACAUCCGAGUCUGGCCAUCAUCGGGCUGAUCCAGCCGGUCGGCCCCAUAUUCCCCGUUGCCGAGAUGCAGAGCCGCUGGAUGGCCGAGCUGCUGUCCAAGAAACGCUCGCUCCCCUCGGAGGAGGUCAUGUUCGAGGACAUCCGAAAGAUGCGAGACUCCAUGCGGCGGCGCUACGUCACGUCGCCGCGCCACACGAUCCAGGUGGACUGGCUCAGCUACAUGGACCAAUUGUCCAGCGAGAUCGGCGCGCGACCCAACAUUCCCAAGUACUUCUUCACGGACAACGAACUCUUCCGCGCGCUGCUCGGACCCUGCGUGCCUUACCAGUUCAGGCUCGAAGGUCCGCACUCGUGGCCCGGUGCGCGGCAGGCUAUCCUCGAUUCUCGCCACAGAGUGAUGUACCCCCUUAAUGACCGAUGCACAUCCUUCGGCAAGAAGAGGAAGGGCCCGUCGGCAUUUAUCUAUAUAUUCCUUUUAUUCUUUGUGUUGGCCGUUGCAUACGUCUUUACCGGACCACAAGAGCAUUCCUAGAUACUCCGCCCGUCCUAGUUCGUCACCUUAUGAACAACGAAGUUACCUUGCCAAUCCAAGCCAAGAUAAAUUGUUCCAACCUGGCAUCGAGUUCAACUGUACCAUACUGCAUAUACCAGACGUCACGGCGUGUAAUAAAAAAAAGCUAACUGAUCGCUUUGUUCCAUGAGCAAUCAGCCAUUGAAAUGGGGUAAAAAUGCAGAAUGUAACCCUAAUGUUCCUACAGUUGAAUACAGUGUUGUCAGUGACCCGCUGAUGAAACGCAUGUAUCUGGUUUUAAGCAUGCAAGAGUCGGCGAGAAUCGCUGGCCUCAUCCAUUAGUGCGGAAGCAUCUCAAAAUAAUAACUGUUUACUGGUAUACCUUGAAGGCAACUGUGGCAUGAUCAUGUGCCAUUGCACAAAACAGAAGCGUGGAACUCUGUUGAUAAACUUGGUAUAGGGCAAUGUUAUCAAGCGUAUUUUUAAAUUUGUUGCAAGAAAUGCUGCUAAUGCUGCAUUGCGCCGAGCGUAUACCCUUAAAAUACUGUAUAGUGGGUGAGAAAUGGUCACAGCAAAAAAAAAAACAAAAAAAGGCAGAUCCCACGCAUUGAGGGAGUCGAUUUUAUGCAAGCCCUAGGUCUAUAUACAUACUGUGUUGCAGUAGGAUGCGCUUUAAAAAUUCCAGGAUGUGCGAUUUCUGAUCAAAAGAACAUAAAGCGCCGUGCCGAGUAAGUUUUAAUAAGAGUGCAUUAUGAAAAAAGUGCAGCGGUGCAGAAACCGAAUCCCAGCUGAUUGCGCGCGCUGGCAACGCCAAAAAAAAAAAAAACUGUUUGUCGGAACACAGCAAAAUAUUUGCAAAUUCAUAGCAACGUUGGGAAUAUUAAGGAGACAAGAAAUAGGAAAUGAAACAAUUAAGUAGUGAUGUCAAUCAUUUUUGAUGACCUAUUUUCUACGUAUCGCAAGAUGCACCUUACAUACCACCCGUACGUUCGACUGCUGGCGUUCCGAAUCAAGACGUCGCGCACAACUUCCAAUUACCGUACACACACAACUUCUAUUACGCAUAUCAACCAAUUGAACAGCAAGCAUGGUGCGCAAGCAAGCUAUGCGUCAGCGAUCAGUCGAAGGACGCAAUGUUGAAUGUUCUCGAUGUUGUUCGAUAACGUUCUCGAGUGCAGUGAACCUGAACACCGACUGCAAAGCUAGCGCAAACAGUCAAGAUUCACCAAAUGUCGAAGUAUAUGGCAUCUCACACGAUGUCACUGCGCUAAUGCAACUAUGUUUACAGCUCCGGACCUAGCGAACACAGCCGGGCGUGACACGAAAAGAGACCGAUGAAGCCAUGAAGAGAGUUCGCGAGCACAUAUGGCAACAUUCGCCGUACGUUUCAUUAGUUACACCGCUAACCGCGCAGUCGAUCCAUACCUGUCGAUGACUCGAAAUCACUGCUAAUAUCCUCUUGAAGAAACACACACACAUAAUGCCGUUCCGCCGAGCGUAACACGGCACCAAGGAUCGGUCACUUCUUAACACACGCUAACAACGCACCGGACGGUCUGGAAGGGAAAUGGCCGCCGCCGCCCAAUGUUGCCCGCGUGCAGCCUACCUUUGCGGUACCUGAUUUUCCAGUGACUCUAACACAUCGUAGAGUUACUGCAUACGCUCCUUUAGGUCAAAGGUAGCAUAUACAGUAACUAACGCAGCGCUCCUCUAUCGUCUUUCGACGACAUUUGCAGCGAAGCACGCAGAUACGCGGCCAAUUUUUGUGAUUAGAUGAUAGCUGUGCAUAUGUGCUUGCAAGUGCAGUGUUUCUCUGUAAUUAAAAAUUGAUUUAGGAGUCAGUGCUGUCAAAGUCUUCGUCUCGUUUUCUUUCUUUUUGAAAAAAAGCAUGUCAUUUACCUGCACAUGGCCACCUAUCUCAAAAUGAAUAUUUUGGAGACUUGCCGACAAGUUGAUUUAUUGCCCUUUUUAGCUACAAAACACCAUGUACUUGUGUAAAUUCACUUCUCUGUCCUAUUCUGCUGCGCAUUUUUCGCUAUAUGUCAUGAACUAUCUACUAAUUUUGAACAUCAUUACAUAAAUAAGUUAAGAGCCAAGCCCUUUAAUAGGAAGCAGUGCUUAAAUAAAUCCUUUUCUUUUUUUAUGCGAA